Messenger RNA from Thecamonas trahens ATCC 50062, 474 nucleotides. Its product is annotated as 40S ribosomal protein S18. Gene Ontology annotation, cellular component: cytosol; small ribosomal subunit; ribosome. The record is from RefSeq and is a predicted model, not a curated record. The coding region runs from base 22 to 474 and encodes 150 amino acids. The transcript is spliced from 2 exons. Gene Ontology annotation, molecular function: structural constituent of ribosome; RNA binding. NCBI's taxonomy places the organism in Eukaryota, Apusomonadida, Apusomonadidae. Gene Ontology annotation, biological process: translation.
CCUCUCUCUGUCUCAAUCACAAUGUCGUGCGUCGAGCCUGAUAACUUCCAGCACAUUCUCCGUGUCCUCAACACCAACGUUGACGGCAAGCGCAAGAUCGUCUACGCGCUGACUGCCAUCAAGGGUGUGGGCCGCCGGUUCUCCACCAUGGUGUGCAAGAAGGCCGACAUCGACACCACCAAGCGCGCCGGUGAGCUGACGCCCGAGGAGGUCGAGAAGGUUGUGGACAUCAUCACCGACCCCAUGAAGUUCAACAUCCCCGAGUACUUCUUCAACCGCCAGCGCGACUUUGCCACCGGCAAGACCAUGCAGCUGUACUCGAACAACGUCGACAUGAAGCUCCGUGAGGACCUCGAGCGCCUCCGCAAGAUCCGCGCCCACCGUGGUAUCCGCCACCUGCUCGGCAUCCCGGUCCGUGGCCAGCACACCAAGACCACCGGCCGCCACGGCCGCGUCGUCGCCAUGCGCAAGUAG